AGAAGUCAAAAAAUCCCUUCCCGCCUGAACCGAAAUUCCGAGCAAUAAAGAACAAUCCAGAAAAACUUAAUUCAUGCAAUCCAAAAUUAGUUCCUUCUUUAAACCCUCUUCUUCUUCUUCACCCAGAUCCUCAGAUCCUCUUCCAGUUCUUGGCGAAGACAGCGAUGAUGAAAUGGCGAUCUGGGUCAAGGCGGAACACCUAUCCGUCAACACAUAUUCGCGCAAAGUUAAGAAAAUGGAUGCGCUUUUGAUUGAGGGAAAGGGCAAUGAAGCCAGUAAAGAAUCAAUCAACGAUCUACCCAAGAAAUCUGUCUCAACAAAUGGAUUGAAAGCAUCUCUAAGAGCAGAAUCUCCUCUCCCUGGAAAAGUUCUCAAUAAAAAGAGAAGCUAUGCACAGGAAUUCAAUUCAAGGGAUGACGCAAUGAAAGGGUUAUUCAUAUGUCUAAUGCUGUAUAAUGCAGUUGAUGUUGAUGGGGUUGUUUGGGAUAUGUUGUAUUUCCAGUUCCAGGAGGUAGUAAUCAUGAUGGAGAUUGAGCUUGGGGAAGGAUGGAUUUUUCAUAAGUUCUGUAAGAUGUAUCUGUUUGUCUCCGCACAGAGGGUAGUUGGCUGUCUAGUUGCCGAACCCAUAGAGGAAGCAUUCAGAGUCGUGUCAUGCUCAGUCAGUGAAAGAUGUAAUGGAGUUGAAGCAAAGAAAAGAAGAUCAAGCCCAACCACACUCCAGUUUGGAAACAUAAUCUUGCAAAGAGAAUUUGUCAAAAGAGCUCCCCAUAAUUGCUCUCAAUUACCUGAUGGUAACCACCAUGGAGCAAUUAUAUGUGGGGAAGAUGCUGUACCUGCUGCUUGCGGCGUUAGAGCAAUCUGGAUCACUCCCAGCAACAGAAGAAGAGGCAUUGCCACCCAAUUGCUUGAUGCCAUGAGGAAGAGUUUUUGUACGAGCUUUGUUCUUAGCAAAUCUCAGCUGGCAUUCUCUCAACCAACCUCAGCUGGAAAGGCAUUGGUGUUCAACUAUAUAGACACCAAAUCAUUCUUGGUGUAUCAAGCCAGCAAUUGAUUUUUAGCGGACUCACACUUUUAGGAAGAAAACAAGAUGAUUAUAUAUUCCAAAAAUGCUUUAGGCAGUCAAUUCAGUUGAUGAAUGGCUGUUUGUUUCCCCCCUCGUUUUUUACCUUCAGUACGAUAUCAAGCAUUUGCUUUCUGAGAUUGUAAUUAGAUCAGUGUUUGAAUAUCAAUAAAAACUAUCUUCUAUC
Messenger RNA from Rubroshorea leprosula, 1247 nucleotides. Lineage: Eukaryota; Viridiplantae; Streptophyta; Magnoliopsida; Malvales; Dipterocarpaceae. The record is from the annotation of a GenBank genome assembly.